AUGAUCUAUGCGACACUUUCUCGCAAUGAGAUCACAAUACAUAAUCAGUCGCGAUUUUUCUUUGAAGAUGGUAUACAAGAUGACGCAGAAUGGCCGAUCCCUUUACACUACCGUACAGACUCUCAGAGGGACGCGAAAAUGCAAUGGCUUAGAAGUGACCAUAACAAAGUCACAUGGCCUUUGGAAGAGCGCUCGAAGUGGGUGAUUAUAAACACCGGAGGGUUAAGUUAUGUUAAAGUGCUCUACGACAGAAGAAACUACGCUGCUUUGGCUAAACAGUUGAAGACGGAUCAUUCAGCAAUAUCCGCGAUUGAUCGUACUAUGAUCUUGGCUGAUGCUUUCGAUCUCGCGAAGACCUCGAAACUCAGCAUAGCAACAUAUCUGGAUCUGUUAGUUUAUGCUGAAGGU
Strongylus vulgaris is the source of this 408-nucleotide messenger RNA. NCBI's taxonomy places the organism in Eukaryota, Metazoa, Nematoda, Chromadorea, Rhabditida, Strongylidae. The record is from the annotation of a GenBank genome assembly.